AUGGCUGAAGUAAUCGUAGAGGGUGGAUAUUCAUACUACGUAGAACAACAUAUCGGCAACAGAAGAUAUGUUCAUUGUCAGUUGCGAUUAAGAAACGCAUGCUUUGCUCGAGGUGUUAAGGAUAAUAAUGCACCCAUUGUUUUAAGCGUAGGUCACAACCAUCAAAUACUUUUUGAUCAACGAGAAAGAGUACAUUUUAUAGCUGACCUAAGACGAGCUGCUUCUAGAAGCUUGUUACCACCAACUGAAAUAUAUAAUAGGAUUGCUCGAAGAUAUCCAAAUGAAGCUCUAUUGACACCUUAUCCAUCAGUUGCGAGACUUUUACGAAAUAUUCGUCGUCAAAUUACUUUUCCGGUCAUUAAUACUUUAGGAGAGCUAAUUCAAGCAUUAUACAGUCAACCUCUGUCGCAUUUUCGGUAUUAUAGCGAUCAACAGUUUCUUCAAUUUUUAAAUUUUGCAGACAAUGCGGUGAUUAUAUGUGCACCAUGGUUGAUAUCCACUUUGAACAGUGAAACAAUUUAUGUUACAUCAACAUCUAGAUCUGCGGUGAAUGUUAAUGGUGUACGUCUGCUAACAACUGUCUCAGUUAAUUACAUCAAUCAUGUAUUUCCGGUUGCGUUUGUUGUUUGGAGCAGACGAGAUGAUCAAAUUUGUUCGAAUUUCAGUGACACUUUGCGACAACUAUUUCAAGGCAAUGCACCAAGAACAAUUUAUACUGACUUUGAUUUGUUACCUUACCUGCGGUGCACUUUUCAAGGAAGCCAAGUUAUUGGGACUUAUGAAAGUUAUUGCCGUAUUUUGUACCAAAGAGCUCUGGAGUUAGAUGUAGAGACUCACUUGAAUGAUCAUGAAAAUUUUUGA
Molecule: messenger RNA, 861 nt
Organism: Cotesia glomerata
Lineage: Eukaryota; Metazoa; Arthropoda; Insecta; Hymenoptera; Braconidae
Exons: 5
Coding region: 1-861 (286 amino acids)
Source: RefSeq, a predicted model, not a curated record